Messenger RNA from Malurus melanocephalus (red-backed fairy wren), 905 nucleotides. RefSeq names its product centrosomal protein 20 (gene CEP20). Gene Ontology annotation, cellular component: ciliary basal body; motile cilium; centrosome. Gene Ontology annotation, molecular function: protein binding. Gene Ontology annotation, biological process: cilium assembly; microtubule anchoring. Bases 31 to 558 code for a protein of 175 amino acids. NCBI's taxonomy places the organism in Eukaryota, Metazoa, Chordata, Aves, Passeriformes, Maluridae. The record is from RefSeq and is a predicted model, not a curated record. The transcript has 5 exons.
ACCCGGCGCCAUCCGGGUCCCGGCGCGGCCAUGGCGACGGUGGCGGAGCUCAAAGCAGUUUUAAAGGACACCCUGGAAAAAAGAGGAGCUCUUGCCCAAAUMAAAGCGAGGAUCAGAGCUGAAGUGUUUAACGCCCUGGACGACCAGGGCGAGCCUCGGCCGACGCUGUCCCGGGAAAACCUCCUGAUCAAUGAACUCAUUCGGGAAUACCUGGAGUAUAACAGAUAUAAAUACACAGCAUCUGUUUUGAUGGCAGAAUCUGGCCAGCCUGAAGUGCCCUUGGAUAGACAGUUUCUCGCCCAAGAGCUGAAUAUAGUCGAAGACGCAAGUGGAAAAUCAGUACCUCUCCUGUAUGGAAUUCUCUCUCAUUUCUUACAUCGUGGUAAAGAGGAAAGUACUCAGAAUAUCCUUCCAAAAGUGUCUUUGCUGAAUUACCCAAAGCAGAACCUUGGCAAACYACCAACAGAGAGAAAUCAAAAAGACAGAAUUCCAGAACCAGGAAGGAUGGCUGGCACAAGCAUUGAAGAGCCCCUUAUUUUACAAAGUAUAAAGAGAUGAUAUCUUUGGUUUGCUAAUUUCUCGUAUCAAGGCCUKUCAGAUUUAAUUUAGGACAUUCUUCAUUGCAUAAAGCCCAUUCCAAUAAACCUAAUGGGACCAUUCUAGCUUGUAACAUCUACUCAUGAGACAGGAUGACAAGGUCAUCCUGCAAUGAAAAAAAUGUUAGCUGGGCUCUCUUCCUCCAGUGCUGAUAGAAGGAAAACCAUAUAGGGAGUCAUAUAAGUGAAUCCUGUUUUUAGAAUAGCACCUGAAUKUACUGUCUUUAUCCAAUAAAUUUUUAUAUGGUAACUUAGCAUGUCUGCACAUACAUCUUUGUGUGUUUUUCUGAAUAAAAUUUUUCAAUUUUA